This is a messenger RNA of Toxotes jaculatrix (banded archerfish), 7949 nucleotides long. RefSeq names its product sodium channel, voltage-gated, type I-like, alpha (gene scn1laa). Gene Ontology annotation, biological process: neuronal action potential; membrane depolarization during action potential; sodium ion transmembrane transport. Gene Ontology annotation, cellular component: voltage-gated sodium channel complex; plasma membrane; axon. The record is from RefSeq and is a predicted model, not a curated record. Gene Ontology annotation, molecular function: voltage-gated sodium channel activity. The transcript is spliced from 27 exons. Lineage: Eukaryota; Metazoa; Chordata; Actinopteri; Toxotidae. The coding region runs from base 1 to 6009 and encodes 2002 amino acids.
AUGGCACAGCUGCUUGUACCACCAGGUCCAGACAGCUUUGUCCCCUUUAGUCGUGAGUCCCUCAAAGCCAUCGAGGGAAAGAUUGCUGAGGAGAACGCCAAGAAACCCAAGGGCGAGAAGAAAAAACGCAAUGAUGAAAAUGCGCUCAAGCCCAGCCGUGACCUGGAGGCAGGCAAAUCACUCCCUCUUCUGUAUGGGGACAUUCCUAAAGGCAUGGUGUCGACGCCGCUGGAGGACCUGGAUCCCUACUACUGUAAUCAGAAAACCUUCAUAGUAUUAAACAAAAGAAAGGUCAUCUUCCGCUUCAACGCCGAUCCUGCCUUGUACCUCCUGAGUCCCUUCAACCCUCUUAGAAGAAUAUCAAUUAAGAUUUUGGUACACUCAUUGUUCAAUGUGGUGAUCAUGUGCACUAUCCUCACCAACUGUGCAUUCAUGACACUGAGCAGACCACCUGAAUGGGCAAAGAAUGUAGAAUAUACAUUCACUGCAAUCUAUACCUUUGAAUUCCUCGUUAAAACUUUAGCUCGAGGGUUUUGUAUAGGAAAGUUCACAUUUCUAAGAGAUCCCUGGAACUGGCUGGAUUUCUGUGUCAUUGUUAUGGCGUAUGUCACAGAGUUUGUAAACCUAGGCAACUUUUCAGCUCUUCGCACAUUCAGAGUGCUGAGAGCUUUCAAAGCUAUUUCAGUCAUCCCAGGCCUGAAGACCAUCGUUGGUGCAUUGUUCCAGUCAGUGAAGAAGCUUUCUGAUGUGAUGAUCCUCACCGUCUUCUGCUUAAGCGUCUUCGCCCUCAUAGGGCUGCAGUUGUUUAUGGGCCAUCUAAAGCAAAAGUGUGUACUGGUCCCCAAAAACAAAACAGCCGUCAACUGGACUCAGUACUCGCUCAAUGAGAGUGAGUAUAUCUCUGUUCUGCUGUUAUUUGGUCUCCAAGAAGAUCCUGCUUGGAAUAAAAGCAUUAAAGAUACAACAUAUUAUUAUUACCUUCCUGGCAAACGAGAUCCAUUGCUUUGUGGAAACGGCAGUGAAGCUGGGCAGUGUCCGGAGGGGUUCCUGUGCUUCAGAGUGGGAAGGAACCCAGACUAUGGUUACACCAGCUUUGACUCAUUUGGCUGGGCCUUCCUUUCUCUGUUUAGACUGAUGACACAGGAUUACUGGGAAAACCUUUACCAGCAGACAUUACGGGCAUCUGGGAAGCCCUACAUGUUGUUUUUUGUGCUGGUGAUCUUCCUUGGUUCCUUCUACCUGGUCAACUUGAUCUUGGCUGUAGUGGCUAUGGCCUAUGAGGAGCAGAGCCAGGCCACCAUUAAGGAGGCUAAGGAGAAGGAGGAGGAGUUUCAGGCCAUGAUGGAGCAGCUGAGACGGCAGCAGGAGGAUGCUCAGGCAGUGGCAACUGCAGCUGCUGCUGAAACCAAGGAGGUCAGUGACAAACCGGGUGGCACUGAGAGCUCCUCUGACACCUCCAAGUUCAGCUCCAAAAGUGCCAAAGAGAGACGCAACAGGCGAAGAAAAAGGAAGGAGGAGGAGGGCAAAGGGGCUGAUGAGAAGUUCCCUAAAUCAGAGUCGCAGGACAGUAUAAAGAAGGCUCGCUGCCGCUUCUCUGUGGAUGCAAACCUGCUCAACUAUGACAUGAAAUGCUCAUCCGCACAUCAGUCCUUUCUGAGUUUUCGUGGACCCCUGUUCUCAUCCAGACGCAACAGCAGGACCAGCCUUUUCAGUUUCCGAAGCCAAGCACAGGACGUUGGCUCAGAGAAUGAGUUUGCUGACGAUGAGAACAGCAUUUUUGGGGACAACCUGAGUCGAAGGGGCUCUUUAUUUCUUCCCCAGAGGUUUGAUCGACGCAGCAGCAGUAUAAGCCAGUGCAGCUUCUUGUCGCAUCUUCUGCUUCCACCCAAUGGAAUCAAGCACAGCUCUGUAGACUGCAAUGGGGUCGUGUCUCUGGUGGGUGGGAAUUCUCUUCCAUCGUCACCUGUGGGGCUCCUUCUGCCUACAGUGACACUAGAUAUGGCUUCCGUCGGAGACAAUGCUGACACCACUGACACAGAGUACAAACAAGAUGGCGGAGAAACAAACCAGGAGUGUAUGGACUUCCUUGAUGGCCCAGAGGCCAGGCAAAGAGCCUUUAGCGUAGCUAGUGUCAUAACCAGCACAAUGGAGGAGCUUGAAGAGUCGAGGCAGAAGUGUCAUCCUUGCUGGUACAAUUUUGCCCAAACCUUCCUCAUCUGGGAAUGUUGUCCAGCAUGGUUAAAGAUCAAGAGGGUGGUGCAACUAAUUGUGAUGGACCCAUUCGUGGACCUCACCAUCACCAUCUGCAUUGUACUCAACACAUUGUUUAUGGCCAUGGACCAUUAUCCAAUGACCACAAAUUUCUCCAAGAUGCUGUCUGUGGGGAAUCUGGUAUUCACUGGCAUCUUCACUGCUGAAAUGGUCCUCAAGAUUAUUGCACUGGAUCCAUACUAUUACUUUCAGGAGGGAUGGAAUAUUUUUGAUGGAAUCAUAGUCAGUUUAAGCUUGAUUGAGCUUUGUCUGGAAAAAAUGGGUGGCAUGUCUGUUCUGAGAUCAUUCCGACUGCUGAGAGUAUUCAAGUUGGCUAAAUCGUGGCCCACUCUUAACACACUGAUCAAAAUAAUUGGGAAUUCAGUGGGGGCUUUGAGCAACCUGACCUUGGUGCUGGCCAUUAUCGUCUUCAUCUUUGCUGUGGUGGGCAUGCAGUUGUUCGGAAAGAGCUACAAGGACUGUGUGUGUAAAAUCUCUCUUGACUGCACUCUGCCCCGUUGGCACAUGAAUGACUUCUUCCAUUCAUUCCUCAUUGUGUUCCGAGUGCUUUGUGGAGAGUGGAUAGAGACCAUGUGGGACUGUAUGGAGGUGGCUGGGACGGCCAUGUGCAUCAUUGUCUACAUGAUGGUCAUGGUUAUUGGAAACCUUGUGGUGCUGAACCUGUUCCUGGCCCUGUUGCUGAGUUCAUUCAGUGCCGACAACCUGGCAGCGACGGAUGAUGACAAUGAGAUGAACAAUUUGCAGAUUGCCAUUGGACGGAUUCACAGAGGCAUUGCCUUCGUCAAGUCCGUGCUUCGAAGCAGGUGCAGCAGUCUCAGUAAUAAAAAGAAAGGGAAAUGUGAUGACAAAGCACUGGAUGAGCUCCACAAACCUUUAGGGCCGAAUGGUGUCCCCAACCAUACCAUCAAAGACUUUGCUAAGAAUAGCAAUGGAGAUGUGACUGGCGUGGACAAAAAUGGAGACAAGUACAUAGUCAGCAGCAAGAGUGAUGAUUCUAUAAUGUCGUUCAUCAACAAUCCUAGUCUGACAGUCACUGUUCCUAUCGCUGUGGGUGAGUCUGACUUUGAAAACCUCAACACGGAGGAUUUCAGCAGUGCCUCAUCUGAUCCAGCAGGAUCAAGGUAUAAGUACGAUGAACAGCUCAGCUCCUCCGAGGGCAGCACUGUGGAUGGUAUGGCAGCUGGGGAGAGAGAAUCUAUAGACAUCGAACAAAUAGAGUCUUUGGAUCCUGAUGCCUGCUUUCCUGAUGGCUGUGUGCAAAAGUUCCAGUGCUGUCAGGUAAAUGUGUAUGUGGGCUGGUGGAAAGUGUGGUGGAACCUGAGAAAGACCUGCUACCUAAUAGUGGAGCACAACUGGUUUGAGAGCUUCAUCAUCUUCAUGAUCCUGCUUAGCAGUGGGGCGCUGGCAUUUGAAGAUAUCUACAUUGAAAAAAGGAAGACCAUUAAGACGGUGUUGGAGUUUGCAGACAAAAUCUUCACCUACAUCUUCAUUCUGGAGAUGUUAUUGAAGUGGGUGGCAUAUGGAUUCGCCAAGUACUUCACAAAUGCCUGGUGCUGGCUUGACUUCAUCAUUGUUGAUGUCUCACUGGUCAGUAUGGUAGCCAACAUCAUGGGAUAUUCUGAUCUCGGUGCCAUCAAAUCUCUGAGAACCCUGCGAGCUCUGAGGCCCCUGAGAGCCUUGUCACGAUUCGAGGGCAUGAGGGUAGUUGUCAAUGCCCUGCUAGGAGCCAUUCCUUCCAUCUUCAAUGUGCUGCUGGUAUGUCUCAUAUUUUGGCUCAUCUUCAGCAUCAUGGGAGUCAACUUAUUUGCGGGGAAGUUCUACCAUUGUGUCAACAGAACCACAGAUGAGCGUUUCCUUCCAUCAGACGUGCGAUACAAGAAUGAAUGUUUGGCUCAUGGCAAUGCUACUCGCUGGAAGAAUGUCAAAAUCAACUUUGACAACGUGGGAAUGGGUUACCUUGCAUUACUGCAAGUGGCUACAUUCAAGGGCUGGAUGGACAUCAUGUAUGCUGCUGUGGACUCUCAAAGCAAGCCAGAAGAACAACCUGAGUAUGAGAUCAACCUGAGGAUGUACUUGUAUUUUGUUGUUUUCAUAAUAUUUGGCGCCUUCUUCACACUCAAUCUCUUUAUUGGUGUCAUCAUAGACAACUUCAACCAACAGAAGAAAAAGUUUGGAGGUCAAGAUAUCUUCAUGACUGAAGAACAGAAGAAAUACUACAAUGCCAUGAAAAAGCUGGGGUCAAAGAAACCACAAAAACCUAUUCCCAGACCAUCAAACAAGAUUCAAGCAUACAUCUUUGACUUCACCACAAAACAAGCAUUCGAUAUUGUAAUAAUGAUUCUAAUAUGGCUUAAUAUGGUAGCCAUGAUGGUGGAAACCGCUGACCAGUCAAAGCAACAGGAAACAAUUCUCUACUGGAUUAAUGUCGUAUUCAUUUGCAUGUUCACUGGAGAGUGUUUGUUGAAGAUGAUCUCUCUUCGCCAUUACUAUUUCACAAAUGGUUGGAAUGUAUUUGAUUUCAUCGUAGUCAUUCUGUCUAUCAUUGGUAUGUUUCUCUCAGAAGUGAUAGAGAAGUAUUUUGUUUCACCAACCUUGUUCAGAGUCAUCCGAUUGGCUCGGAUUGGCCGCGUCCUCCGCCUUAUUAAAGGUGCCAAAGGAAUCCGCACUCUCUUGUUUGCCUUGAUGAUGUCACUACCUGCCUUGUUCAACAUUGGUCUCCUGCUCUUCUUGGUGAUGUUUAUCUAUGCCAUCUUUGGCAUGUCGAAUUUUGCUUAUGUCAAGAAGGAAGCAGGCAUUGAUGACCUUUUUAAUUUUGAGACAUUUGGCAACAGCAUGAUCUGUCUGUUCCAGAUCACCACCUCAGCAGGGUGGGAUGGCCUACUAGCUCCCAUUCUCAACAAACAUGAAGAUGAUUGUAAGACUACCACGGAGCAUCCUGGCAGUUAUGUUAAAGGAGACUGUGGGAAUCCUCCUGUGGGAAUUGCCUUCUUUGUGAGCUAUAUCAUCAUCUGUUUCCUGAUAGUGGUGAAUAUGUACAUUGCAGUCAUCCUGGAAAACUUCAGUGUGGCCACUGAGGAGAGUGCAGACCCACUAAGUGAGGAUGAUUUUGAAAUGUUUUAUGAGGUCUGGGAAAGGUUUGAUCCUCGUGCAACACAGUUCAUGGAGUACCAUAAGCUGUCUGAAUUUGCAGAUGCUCUGGACCCACCAUUACGCAUAGCUAAGCCUAACAGACUUGAACUGAUCUCCAUGGAUCUACCCAUGGUGAGUGGGGAGCGCAUUCACUGCCUGGACAUCCUGUUUGCGUUCACAAAACGUGUUCUAGGCGAGGGUGGGGAGAUGGACAUCCUAAGAGAGCAGAUGGAGGAGCGCUUCAUGGCUUCCAAUCCUUCCAAAGUGUCCUAUGAACCAAUCACUACCACUCUCCGUCGCAAACAGGAGGCUAUGUCAGCCACUGUCAUCCAGAGAGCAUUCAGACGGUAUGCAAGGGAUCAUGCUACUGGUAAGCCCUCUGACACAUCGAAUGAUAAUACUCAAAGGAAUAAAACGCUCAUUCACCAAGAGGUUGUUGUCCCAGACAAACUCAAAAAAAAAUCUAGCAUUGAUAAAAGUAAAUUAGCACCUUCAUCUGCCUCUCAGUCAUCAUGUAACAGUAUGACAACAAACGGAAACAACAAAUAUGAAAAAGACAAAAGUGAAAAGGAGGUUGUGAGCAAAGAUGUCAGAGAGCAAGAUAUAUAAAAGAAUCUUGGAGGUGCAACAAAGACAUUUUAAUUAAUGACAAAAUGUUUACAACCUUUGAAAAUGACUAAGACAUCCACCGGGCUCCCUUCCUUAGUAUGGAUAUCUAUGCCAAACUGACCAAGCUUACUUGAGUCUAAAGGUUGGUGCCUAAAUGGAAAGGUUGCUCAUUCAGACUGCAGUGGGACCAUUUUGGCUGUGUUCAGGUGCCAGGAUGAAUUUUGACUGUUUGUGAUGAUGGGCAACAUUUCUCAAAGUGUUCUGAAAGACACAUUAGUUAAUGCUUUAACUUCUAUUGCAGCUAGUUCUGCUAUCCAGUGUCUUGAAUUAUUGUUAUAUCACUCACUCUUGUAUUACCUUACUGACUUAUUUUUCAAGCAGAAAAAAAAUGUUUUAAUGUUAUUACUUUAUGAAUUCGUAGUUUGGUUAAUUAACUUUUUAUAUACUUUUUUUUUUACUCUUCAAAGGGGUUGUUCCUUCAGAGGUAGCCUUUAUUAUGAGCAAAAUUGCUUUAAGGCUAGUCCUGCUAACUCAUAGCACUUAGAAUACUUGACAAAUCCAAGGAGACAGUGUCAGAGUUGUGGCAGUUAACAGUAAAUGUAGACCUGCAUGAAUGUUUCUCCAUGAUUAUGCAUGCUAGAGUGUACUGUUUUCAUUAGGCUCUCUCCCUCUCCAUCAUGCUUCAUGAUGCAAACUAUACAGUGAUGAUGACAUGGAUGUUUUUUUUUACACAUGACAGAAAGAGGACUUUAGCCAAACAAAUCCAACAGAGUAUGUCAAGUAUGUUUGAGUAUCAGUGUCAGAGCACUAACACUUUGCAGAAAUUCUUUGUACAUCCAGUUUUAUUGAAUCACCGAAAUCAUUCACAUACUUCAUCUCUGCUUGCUAUAUGCUGUUAAUACAAUUUAUAAUUUAAACAUUUCUAAUUAUGUUCAAAUUUUAUCAUGAAACUGUGCUAAAAAAAACAGACUCCUCAACUGAGGGUUUGUCCUUCAAAAAAAAAAAACCAAAACUGUGUUGUUUGCACACUGUAACUGACCCUGUUAUAAGUUACCUCGCUUAACCACAAACCUAGGACAAUUUGCUCUAGGGGGAGAUCAUCUGUAAUAUUGUAGCACAGCAGCAUCAGUUAAAGUUUCUUCAUUUUGUCUGUCUUCUUUCUUAGUUGUUUUUGAUGAUGAACCUCAGUGUGUAUUGUAUAAUGAUUAUGCAAUUAUGGAAUUUAUGAAACAUUAUUACUAUUUAUUACCUGUCAUAUGAAACCAAAUAUAUUCUCCAUGUUUUGUUGUAUUUGGGCAGAUAGGAAUAUACAUCCAGCAGGAGCUGUGAGGUGAAAAAUGUAAAUGUUAUAUGGACAAACUCCUCUGUUUGAUUACUGGUGAUGUUUUAUGAUUAUGCUGUCUAAGCUCUUUUUAUUCAAACUUUAACUGCAUAUUUUUUUUUGGAAAUUGUGACCGUAAAAAAAAAAAAAUUGGUAGCUGCUCUUUUAUGUUUUUAGUCUGCUUUGUAAACUGUUUUUACACAGUUUACCUCUCAGUCUUUAUCAUGAUAAAUAUCUAAAUUGGAUCAAAGAUGGCUCAGAAUAUUCUGAAUGAUUGUCUCAAGGACAUGGCAUCACACAUCUCAUGUGCCCUUGCCUGUUUCCUACCGUUUACAUUUUAUAGUGGCAGUUAGUUGUGUAACAUUUGUCAGUUCUUCCCAUUACAUCCAUCCGAAACUGUGUCACAAGAACACCUGUCGUUCCAUAUUAUAAAAAUAUAAUUCCAUUCAUGUAAGUAUAUUGCAUGUAAUUAAAACUUUCAAUACUUACACUAUACUUUAUGCAUAAUGAAAGAAUGUUUUGAUUACAUAAAAAUUAACAUCUCCCAUCAUUCAUAUGCAUAAUGCUUGUAGUGUAUAAAUAAAGUGCAUGCGAGACACUGCUAUAACCCAUUUCAGUG